This is a messenger RNA of Erinaceus europaeus (western European hedgehog), 1322 nucleotides long. RefSeq names its product heparan sulfate-glucosamine 3-sulfotransferase 6 (gene HS3ST6). The transcript is spliced from 2 exons. The record is from RefSeq and is a predicted model, not a curated record. Gene Ontology annotation, molecular function: [heparan sulfate]-glucosamine 3-sulfotransferase activity. The coding region runs from base 24 to 1262 and encodes 412 amino acids. NCBI's taxonomy places the organism in Eukaryota, Metazoa, Chordata, Mammalia, Eulipotyphla, Erinaceidae.
AGGAGGGUCGGGGGGAGUCCUAGAUGCGGGUCCCGGGCGGGAGGGGCGGCCUUGUCACCGCCGGCGCGGCCCGGGGUCUGGAGCCGGGGCCCGAUGCCGGGUGUUUGGUGCGGCAGGUCUGGGUCCCCGCAGGGGCGGGCGGAGCGGGCCGUGGGCGGGGCGCCGGGAGGGGCGGGACCCACGGGCGGCGGGCUGGGCUCUGCACCCGGCGGAAUGCGCGCCCCGCAGCCCCCGCAGCCCCUGCGCGGCGCUGCCCCAUGGCAGGUAGCGACCGGCCCGGGGGCGAUGGGUCUGGGGUCGCGGGGCCCGGGCGGGGGGCGGCGCUGCGGGCGCCCCGGGCGGCUGUGCUGCUGUGCGCGCUGGUGCUGGGCGCCUUCUGCCUGCGCGCCCUCCCCGGCAGCCGCCCGCCGCCCGCUCGUGCCCGCGCCCCCGCCCCCGCCCCGCCGCCGCUGCCCGAGCCGCCCGGGCCUCUGGGGGUCCGCGGGCCGGGGCGCCGCCGCUUCCCGCAGGCGCUCAUCGUGGGCGUGAAGAAGGGGGGCACCCGCGCGCUGCUGGAGGCCCUGCGCUUGCACCCCGACGUCCGCGCGCUGGGCUCCGAGCCCCACUUUUUCGACAGGUGCUACGACCGCGGCCUCGCUUGGUACCGGAGCCUGAUGCCGCGCACCCUGGACGGGCAGGUCACCCUGGAGAAGACGCCCAGCUACUUCGUGACCCGCGAGGCGCCCAGGCGCAUCCACUCCAUGUCCCCCAACACAAAGCUGAUCGUGGUGGUGCGCAACCCGGUGACCCGCGCCAUCUCCGACUACGCGCAGACCCUGUCCAAGACGCCCGGGCUGCCCAGCUUCGGCGCGCUGGCCUUCGGGCGGGGCCGCGGCGCGGUGGACACGGCCUGGAGCGCGGUGCGCAUCGGCUUGUACGCGUUGCACCUGGCGCGCUGGCUGCGGGUCUUCCCGCUGUCCCGCUUCCUCUUCGUCAGCGGCGAGCGGCUGGUCAGCGACCCGGCCGGGGAGGUGGGCCGCGUGCAGGACUUCCUGGGCCUGCGGCGCGUGGUGACCGCCCAGCACUUCUACUUCAACGCCACCAAGGGCUUCCCCUGCCUCCGCAAGGCGCGGGGCGGAGGCCGGGCCCGCUGCCUCGGCCAGUCCAAGGGCCGGCCGCACCCCCGGGUGCCCGCCGCGGUGGUGCAGCGCCUGCGGGACUUCUACCGGCCCUUCAACCGCAGGUUCUACCGGAUGACCGGCCAGGACUUCGGCUGGGACUGACCGAUGUCUGUGCGGGCCAGAGCCGGGGGGAGGGCGGGAAAAUAAAGUCCGCUGCUGGGC